AUGGCCCAGCAUAAAAAGAGGGUAUUCUCUGCAAACUUUGCUGAAGACAGUGAUUCGGAAGAAGCGCCGUAUUCGGAAUAUUCAAAAAUUAGAUUGAUUCAUAUAGACCCCACUGACAAGCUUCGUAAUGAAGUCACAUCUCUUCGUGCUCAGCUAGUCCAUUUCAGCGGUCAGCAAGAUUCUGUUGCCCACACUUUGGAAGCCAAUGGCGGAUUAUUAUUGAAGCUUUCUGUCGCGAAAGCUCGACUUGAAACAAAAGAUGUGCUGAUACAUGAGUACAAGAAGAAAAUCGACAUAAUGCGUGGACUUGGCUCGAAAGAAACUGAUGCAGCUGCAGUCGUCUACAACUUCACGCAAGCACUCGUAUCUAUCGACACAGAAAGAAUCAAAAAGAGUCAAAACUCCUUCGACAGUGAAGAAGACAACUCGGACUAUGAGCGGCUUCGAGUGGAGUUGAUUCAUGCUCGACAGUUACGUUUACAUACUACGAACAGUACAGAACCAGAUCAACAUCUGGACAGGGAAAAUUGCGAUGGUGGCUCUCGUAUCUAUCAAAACUAUGCCGUGAAGCUUCGGGGGCUCAGUAGAGAACGUCCAGAGCCUUUGGCCGAUGUAUCAAGCUGGAUAAUGUGGUUGGAAGCAUUGAAGGACACAAAUGUAGAGGCUCUGGUAGAACUGAAUGCUGGAAGGUGUUCACUCCUUCCAAAGCCUGGACGCAUCGGGGCCAUCAACAGUAUGCUCCAAAUGCUACUAGAGGAUAAUCAAGAACAGAAGUCCACGGAAUUGAUAUGCAAAGAGGUCCGUGCCUCAAAAGUUCCGAAGGGGACACUUGAGAUGAUGUUGAUUGAGAAGAGCAAACAACCGCCACUUGAAUGGGAACGUUCGUCGGAAACCAUUAGACAGGACGAGGCAUAUCAAGCAAAACAUGUGCUAGAAAAGGAAAUGACGGUCGUUAAACAAGAAGUGCUCAAUUUGCAGUGGGAGAACAAGGAACUUCAGUCCAUGCUUACCGAAGCUACGAACUCUAAGGAACUUCAGGAUACCAGGUUAGAGUUGACUGCACAACAAGAACACCAAGUGGAUUUGUUCGAAGCCCGAAUUCUUGCAGCCGAUCAUCACAGAGACCUCCUUGAAGUUUCCCUAAAGCAAGCCUGGGAGUGUAAGAGCUUGGAGCUCAAGCGGAAAUGUGAAGAAUUCGAUACUAUUGAAGAGGAGGUCAAAGCCAUUAAGACUGUGCUAGAUGAUAAAGACAUGCAGCUCAAACGUAGCGAUCAGCGUCUUUUAGAAAGUGACAGCGCGUUGCAGAGUUAUCGAAGUCUGGAACAGGAACACGCCAUAAGAAGUGGAACACUCGAAGAGGAACUUACGGCCGCUAAACAAGAAACGUGUCGACUGAAGGCAGAGAAUGGGGAUGUCCGAUUGAUGCUCGAGGACAUGCAAACUUCUGCCUCGAGAGUGCUCCAGGAAAAAUUGCAGGAACAACGGAAAGAGCGACAACAUUUUGAUGAAGCACUCAAAGAGAUGAAUCGAUGCAAAGAUCUUCUUGAGUAUUCUCUCAAAGAGGCCUGGGAAUGCAAGAACCAAGAGUUUAGAGAUUCACAACGAGAGCUCAGUAAUUUACAAGAAGACAUCAAAAGCGUGCGGCAAAUAUUGGAAGAAAAAGAGACGCAGAUCCAAGGAAACCAACGAGAGAUCUCCAGGUUGGAGGCUAGUUUGCGGCAAAAGGACGAAGAAAGUGAUCACAUAGAUUCUGUAGAGAUCGAUCAUCAAAUGCAAAUCGAUUCUUUGCAAGAGGAUAUCAAGUAUUUCGAGGCCACUGCUCACCAACUAGAAGCCUAUCGUGAUUCUCUUGAAGCAGAUCUGCAAUCUGAAGAAGGCAGAGUUCGAGACCUUGAAGCAACCCUCCUCAAGAAAGAAACGGAACAUGCUCUUACCUGCAAAUCACUUGAGGAUCGUCUAAUUGCCUCGCGUCGUCAUAACGAAGCGAGAGUUGCCAAGCGCUCAGUUUUUGAACGAACUUUACAGGAGCAAUUCAAAGCUGUGCAGGAAAAGCUUAUUCUAGCAAAUGAAGUGAAUGCAAAAGUAAAGGAUCUCGUCGCCGAAAAGAAGCAAAAUUUGGCUGCAUCUCAGGGUCAGGCAAAGGAAAUGCAACGCCAGAUAAUGCAUCUCGAGUACGAAUUAACGCAAUCACAACGACAAAUUCGGAACAAGGAUCUACAUCCUACAGUCUCCGUUCUACAAGACGAGAAUCUUGCGAAGGCUUUAUGA
Molecule: messenger RNA, 2268 nt
Organism: Lentinula edodes (shiitake mushroom)
Lineage: Eukaryota; Fungi; Basidiomycota; Agaricomycetes; Agaricales; Omphalotaceae
Exons: 17
Coding region: 1-2268 (755 amino acids)
Source: RefSeq, a predicted model, not a curated record